AUGCUCCAUCCAGUCCUCGAUGUGACUAACCUAAACAUCGUCCUCACCUUCUCGGGAAUCUACAUCCUCCUCUUUGGAUUCAUAUCCCUCAAAACCAAACAACGAUGGUACCUAGGCGAAACCGUACCCUCCUUCAUCACCGGAAUCGCCUUCGGACCUAUCGGUGCUCGAUUCCUCCGUGUGAAUGAAUGGGAAUAUGAUAAGACUGCUGGGACGAGUGAGAUUGCCUAUGGCUUAUCCCGCCUCGUCAUCGGCAUUCAACUAGUCAAGGUAGGCUACGAGCUACCGAAGCGAUAUAUCAAAGAGUGCCUACUGGAGUUACUUAUUUGUCUACUUCCGCUCAUGAUGAUAUCGUGGCUCGUGAGUGCGGGAUGUGUUAUGCUCAUGGUUCCGGAUAUCUCAUUCCUCGCAUCCCUAAUAAUAUCCUCCUGCAUAACCUGCACAGAUCCCCUCCUCAGCCAAUCCAUCGCCAAAGGCCCCUUCUCCGAUACCUACGUCCGCCGCGGCUUACGUGAAUUCAUCUCCGCCGAAGCCGGCCUAAACGACGGUUUCGGCUUCCCGUUCCUACUCCUCGCCGUAUCGCUACUGCGGUACGCAGAAACACCGGAGAACACAUUUAGUCUGGAGCAGUUUGAUCUGGAGCGCGGGGUGCCGGGGUAUUUGGAUAGUGUGGGGAAGGGGCGGUUUGGGGGUGGGGGGAUUGUGGCGCUUGGGCAUUGGGUUUUGGAGGGGGUUGGGUAUAUGAUUUUGCUGGGGGGUUUAAUUGGUGGGUUCGUUGGAAUUUUGGGUAGGAGGUGGGUUGACCAGGAGGGGUUUUUGUUGGUUCCUGUUGCGAUGGGGCUCCUGCUAACCGGCCUCUGCGGCUGCAUCGGCUCCGACGAAACCCUCGCUUGCUUUAUCGCCGGCUGCGCACUGAACUGGAACGGCGCCUACCACGUCGAAACCCAAUCCCGCCACGACUCCUUCAACGCAACCCUCGAAACACUCCUCAACUUCGCAACAUUCCUCUUCCUAGGCGCUGCCAUGCCGUGGGACCAAUUCCACAUGCCCCAGUCCUCAGGGCUGACAGUGAGCAGACUGGUAGGGUUGGGGGUGCUGGUGAUGUUGUUUCGGAGGGUCCCGGCGAUGAUGCUGGGGUAUAAGUUUUUGGGGAGGGGGGUUUGUAGGGAUUGGAGGGAGGGGUUGUUUUUGGGGUGGUUUGGGCCUAUUGGAAUCGGGGCGAUUUCGUAUGUCGAAUAUGCCCGUCGACUAUUCCCGGGACCUGGGGAGAGUGAUAGUGAGAUUAACCAGUUAACAGCUGUUAUGAGACCUGUGGUAUACUGGCUUGUUCUAUUUUCAAUUAUCGUCCACGGUCUCUCCGUCCCUGUUCUCAACAUUUUAUAUAAGAUAUUCAAAGUACAGCCUGUCCGCGACCACCCUGUGGAAAUCCAUAUGUUAUCUGAAAACGAGCCGCUGCCGAACAACAGCAUACUACUGGAUGGUCAGCGACAGUCGGUUAUUGUGAAUAACCAGUUUUCGAGGGUGUCAGAUGAGUCAGGGGACAUGAGGGAUACGGAGCGAGAUGACACGGGGUCUAUUGUUUGUGAGAGGGUUGAGGUUGAGUUAUCGUCGAUCAAAUAA
Messenger RNA from Aspergillus glaucus CBS 516.65, 1620 nucleotides. RefSeq names its product putative plasma membrane antiporter. The record is from RefSeq and is a predicted model, not a curated record. The transcript has 9 exons. Gene Ontology annotation, molecular function: sodium:proton antiporter activity. Gene Ontology annotation, cellular component: plasma membrane. Lineage: Eukaryota; Fungi; Ascomycota; Eurotiomycetes; Eurotiales; Aspergillaceae. Gene Ontology annotation, biological process: regulation of membrane potential; sodium ion export across plasma membrane; proton export across plasma membrane. The coding region runs from base 1 to 1620 and encodes 539 amino acids.